This is a messenger RNA of Guillardia theta CCMP2712, 642 nucleotides long. RefSeq lists its product as hypothetical. The record is from RefSeq and is a predicted model, not a curated record. The transcript has 4 exons. NCBI's taxonomy places the organism in Eukaryota, Cryptophyceae, Pyrenomonadales, Geminigeraceae. The coding region runs from base 1 to 642 and encodes 213 amino acids.
AUGACAUCAAAUGAAAAUGUCUCCCCGUCGGUUCUAAAUCGUCUCAUAAAGGAAGUGCAAGAGUACACGAAGAAUCCAGUUUCCGACAUUCGCCUGCAAGUCAAUGAAGAGAACGUUACUGAUAUCAGAGCUGAGUUGAUCGGGCCAGAGGAGACACCUUAUCACGGGGGGGUGUUUGAGAUCAAGCUGCUUUUCGGUCCAGAGUUCCCUGCGGUACCACCAAAAGGGUUCUUCUUGACUCCGAUAUUCCAUCCGAACGUCUCUAAGUCUGGGGAGAUUUGCGUGAAUACCCUCAAGAAGGACUGGAAGUCAGAUUGCAAACUAAGCCACAUACUAAUGGUCAUCCGAUGUCUGCUCAUCGAACCGAACCCAGAGUCAGCACUCAACGAAGAGGCGGGAAGGAUGUUCAUGGAAGAUUAUGAGUCAUACGCGCAGCGCGCCAAGUUGAUCACAGGAGUGCAUGCCAUGAGGAAUAGAGACGGUGUUGUGAAGCAGACUGUGCAUGUUGAACCCAAGGAAAGUGAGGACUCAAUAACGGACAAUGAUGUGAAUAGCAAGGUUGCGAAAAGAAGCCAGGUAGUGAAGGACAAGGCAAUCGAGAAAAAGCGCAUGGACAAGAAAAGGAGUUUGAAACGACUCUGA